AUGACCAACUUCAGGGAGAUCCUGAAAGAGAUCGGGGAGUUCAACUUAUUCCAGAAGCGACUCCUGGGUGCGUUAUGCAUGUCCAGUAUGUUCGCGGGUUUUGAUGUGAUAGGCCUGGUGUUUCUAAGCAUGAGCUACCCACAUCACUGCAACACCGACUGGAUCUUGGAGCGCGGGCCUAACCUGACAGCUGACAGAAUAAAAAAUCUGACUACUCCCGUGAACAAGGAUGGGACGUUUGACAGCUGUGAGAUGUUCACUCCUGUGGAUUUGGAUUUGGCAGCCAUUGAAACAUAUGGGCUCAACACCACAACAGCGUGUAUCAGUGGAUCUGUUUUUGAGGAAACCCAAGGUGCCUCCACCAUCGUGACAGAGUUUGACCUGGUGUGUGAUAGAAGUGAUUUAAUUGAGAUGUCCCAGUCCAUCUACAUGGCUGGACGCCUGAUUGGACCGUUGGUUUGGGGAGUGUUGGCCGACAGGUUCGGUCGACGCUUCGUGGUCCUGCUGUCGAUCCUCCUGCUGCUGAUAUGUGGAGUUGGUGUCGCUCUCUCUCCCAACAUCUACGUUUACAUUGCUUUAAAAUUUGUGUGUAGUUUCUCAGUUGCAGGAGUUCUUUCAAAUGGAUUUGUCAUAGGUGGAGAAUGGACCGAUUCCUCCAAAUUUGCUUUCUUCGCCACCAUCUGCCACCUUUUUUUCCCUAUUGGAAUGAUGGUGAUGGCCGCUGUGGCCUAUUUCAUCCGUAACUGGAGGAUCCUGCAGUUGGUGCUCUUCUGCCCUCUCUUCCUUCUCCUGGGAAUCUUUUAUUGGAUCCUCCCAGAGUCAGCUCGCUGGCUCCUUACCCAGGGCAAGAAGAAGCAGGCCAUUAAAGAGAUCCAGAGGGCAGCCAAGGUCAAUAAGAGGAACAUCUCAAAAGACCUCUUAAACAAGCUGGAUUGUCAAUGUUCAUCAAAAGGAGGGAGAAUGUUGGACUUCAUUGAAAUAUCAUAUCUGAGAAAAUGUGUGGUCAUAAUGAGCUUGGUCGGCUUUGGAGCUUGUCUGAUGUACUAUGGACUCAGCCUGAACGUUGGCAACUUUGGCCUGGAUAUCUAUCUGACCCAGUUCAUCUUUGGAUUGGCAGAGCUUCCUGCACGUCUGGCCUGUUUGCCACUUACAGAGCGCUUUGGAAGGAGAAUAUGUCAAACCGCUUACCUACUAUUCGGAGGUGCUGCUUGUCUUGCCAUCCUUGCUGUUCCUGCAGACCUUCCUGUACUGAUUACAGUCAUAGCUGUACUGGGGAAAUUUGCUGCCACUGCCUCUUUCUUCCAAGUCUAUCUCUAUUCUGCAGAACUGUAUCCUACAGUACUGAGGCAAAAGGGUGUAGGUCUGAACGGCAUGUUCAUUGGCGUCGCGGGCAUCCUCGCUCCACUGAUCUGGCUCCUGGACAUCUACCACUUCACCAUCCCCAUGCUGAUCUACGGCGGCGUCGCCAUUGUAGCUGGACUUCUGUGUCUGCUACUACCUGAGACCCGCUAUGUUGAAAUCCAGGACCAUACAGAAGUCACAAAACCUAAGAGUGGAACUGACAUGAAGGAAGAAUCACGGAAUGGAACAAGACUGUUAAUUACAAAGGUUUGAGGAUGUUGUGCUU
Sphaeramia orbicularis (orbiculate cardinalfish) is the source of this 1627-nucleotide messenger RNA. RefSeq names its product solute carrier family 22 member 13-like. The record is from RefSeq and is a predicted model, not a curated record. The transcript has 10 exons. Gene Ontology annotation, molecular function: transmembrane transporter activity. Gene Ontology annotation, cellular component: membrane. Bases 1 to 1614 code for a protein of 537 amino acids. NCBI's taxonomy places the organism in Eukaryota, Metazoa, Chordata, Actinopteri, Kurtiformes, Apogonidae. Gene Ontology annotation, biological process: transmembrane transport.